UUGUUCUUAUCUAUCUAUCUAUUCUUGGUUUAUUCAUAUCUAUCUAUCUAUCUAUCUAUCUAUCUAUCUAUCUAUCUAUCUAAUCGUUUAUCUCUAAUUCAUCUGUCAUGCGCUGCUGCCAUGCCGUUCAGAUACUCUGCUUUAUUCCAAUCAGCCUCCACAUCCCUCAGUACCUAUACAUCUACUUAUUUCCCUUUAGCAUCUGUACUUCCCAAUCGUCCCUCGUUCUUUAUGCAACCCUACCUGAUUCCACCCCGUCUUUCCUGCCAUUAUUUUAUGGCUAAUUAUGUCCUCUUGGCCCCGGCCUGUAGGUGGCGCCCUCUUUCUAGUGAAAUCCGUCAGCCAUUUGUCACUAGGAGAAAAAAAGAUCUACCUACCUUCCAAUCUAUCUAUCUAUCUAUCUAUCUAUCUAUCUAUCUAUCUAAUUUUGUCAUAUCGUGGUCUACGUUGCGUAUUCCUUGCUUAUCUAUCUAUCUAUCUAUCUCAGUAGAGGAGAAAAAAGAUCAACCUACCUUUGAAUCUAUCUAUCUAUCUAUCUAUCUAUCUAUCUAUCUAUCUAUCUAUCUAUCUAUCUAUCUAAUCUCGACCUUCUUAAUAUCAAACUAUCUAUCUAAUCUCGACUUGUUCAUAUUUAUCUAUCUAUCUAUCUAUCCUGGACCUAUUCAUAUCUAUCUAUCUAUCUAUCUAUCUAUCUAUCUAUCUAUCUAUCUAUCUAUCUAUCUAUCUCAGUCUUUUCAUAUAUAUCCAACAAUUUUUGCAAUUCUUUUCACAUGUGGAUCGCUCUCGUGCAGACUGUAUGCGUACAAUUCACCUCUAUCCAUUUCUAUCCCUACUUAUUUGUCUCACUGUAUUUCUAUCUCAUUUUUUUUCGAAUCCUUUGCUAUCUAUCUCUGUUCUUGCCGCAUAUCUCUAACCGUUUCACUCUCUCUCUCUCUUUCUCUCUCUCUCUCUCUCUUCACGUCCCCUCGUUACGUAUCUAUUGCUGUUUUUCCGGUUUCUCAUUUUUCUCUCACUUUUCUCACUACUCGUGUCAAUCUCUGUCCAUUUUCUCUCUCUAUCUGUCUCAUUCUAUCGAUACCUAUCAAAUCUCAUAGUACUUAUAUUUAUCACUUUCUAGUCAUAUCUAUCUAUCUAUCUAUCUAUCUAUCUAUCUAUCUAUCUAUCUAUCUAUCUAUCUAUCUAUCCCCCCUCUCACUCUCUCUCUCUCUCUCUAUAUAUAUAUAUAUAUAUAUAUAUAUAUAUAUAUCAUUCUCUUACAAUCUAUUUAAUUCUGUCAUUCUAUAUUUCAUUCUAUUCAUAUCUAUCUAUCUAUCUAUCUAUCUAUCUAUCUAUCUAUCUAUCUAUCUAUCUAUCUCAUUCUAUUAA
Molecule: messenger RNA, 1365 nt
Organism: Acanthosepion pharaonis
Lineage: Eukaryota; Metazoa; Mollusca; Cephalopoda; Sepiida; Sepiidae
Source: the annotation of a GenBank genome assembly